Molecule: messenger RNA, 479 nt
Organism: Danio aesculapii
Lineage: Eukaryota; Metazoa; Chordata; Actinopteri; Cypriniformes; Danionidae
Product: AP-3 complex subunit beta-1-like
Exons: 4
Coding region: 141-479 (112 amino acids)
Biological process (GO): anterograde synaptic vesicle transport; intracellular protein transport; vesicle-mediated transport
Cellular component (GO): membrane coat
Source: RefSeq, a predicted model, not a curated record
UGACGGUCAUGUGACUCAGCUCCAGCUCACUUCCGACUCUGCGUGGAAGAGGAAAAAAGUUGCACGUCAGGAGUAGAAAAAAGUUUUUAAAAAGCCUAAGCACAUUAUCAGAGGAUAAACGAGGUCUGUGAUCGGGGUAAAUGCUCGGGAUGUCCGCCAACAAUGUGUCCUAUAAUGACCAGGGAGGCUCGGUGGAGUCCGGGGUGGACGCGGCGCAGGAGAACAGCAACAUCCCGGCGAGCAUCAGCGGAGGAGCGGCCGCUUUCAGCCUCUUCAGCGCUGACUACAAGAAGAAUGAAGAUCUGAAGGAGAUGCUGGAAAGCAACAAAGAGUCUUUAAAGCUGGAGGCCAUGAAGAGGGUUGUGGGGCUCAUUGCCAAUGGAAAGAAUGCAUCCGAGCUUUUUCCAGCUGUGGUGAAGAAUGUUGCAAGCAAAAACAUUGAGAAUAUAAUCACCCCCAAUGUGAGGAAGCCCUUGUAA